GUUGAUGCACGGCAGGAUAUAUAUAUGCGUAGGCGAGACCAGUCCACCCAGGAACUUGCAGGAAGCAGCCGCGAAGAAGACGGCGAGCUCUGCUUGGCGGCCAUGGCACGCGGCGACUGAAGCGAAUCGGCGCGGCGGGUGCUGCCGAUUUACACUUCCUUGAGAGUUGGAACAACUCGCUCUGCUCGACGGAACAAUCGGCGCCUUGACACCUGGUCUCCCAUGGAGGUGCAGAUGGCCGCUCAAGUUGCGAAGUCAGCGGGGCGCAGCACGCCGCCUCAUCAUCACGGCGGCGGCGCGAAGGCCGUCCCCGGCUACCUCAGGCCGGCGGCGGGCUCCUGCCACCACGUCUGCAAGUACGGCGGCACGCACGCGUUCGAGGACAAGGAGGCAACGAAGAAGCCCCACCCGAAGCCCCGGAAGCAGCAGCAGCCGCCGCCGGCGGCGGCCCCGGAGAGCCAGAGCAGGGUGAUGGUCAAGGUGCGGUCCGUGUUCCGGCGGCGUGUCGGGGACUCCAGCAGGGCUGCCGAGAAGGCGUCCGCCGCCGCAAGCAAGGCGACGGGAGCCGGCGAUAGCGUGGAGUGGAAGGACAUCGUGGCCUACGAUACCAAGGUUCCAACCCGUGGAUCGUCUCCGCAGCCUGAUAAAGUCUCGGCCCCUGUCACCGGCUCCGGCGAUGCCAAGAAGAAGGACGUGACGACGAAGGGGAAGAAGUCACACGGCAAGGCCAGCAAGAUCACAGGACAAGUGGAUGCUGCACAAACCACUCAAGAUGAAACACUGGAGAAGAAGAGCACAAAGCCUCCGAAAGGGAAGAAACCCAUGGCGGCGCUGCUCGUCGACAAGAUGGCAAUUGAUCAAGAGCUGCUCCACGGGUACCAAACCCUUUCCCCAUCCCUGAUGCAAAGCCGGGCAAGCCUCUUGCGCGACCUUGAACAGGAGAUGGUUCGUGACGGAGCUGCCAAUGCGAAAUGGGAAAGGACACCGUGCUCUCUUGAUGAGGAGGAGCUCGCCGCCGCCGCCGCAGCAGAAACGAGCAGGCCGAUCCCGGCGCACCGGCGGGUGAAGAGCAUGGGCAUCGGCAGCAGCAGCCGGUCGGCCCGGCACCCGUUCGCCCGGCAGGCGAGCAAGAACUCGUCAGGCGGCUUCAAGCUGCGCUCCAGCAGGAGCACCAGGGCGCCGACCCUGCUGGCGGAAGAGGAGAAGCCGGCGAGGCUGAGGUCCCGGAGAGGCGAGGAUGCUUCGUCGGGGGGCACCGGCAGAGGCAUCCAGCUCAGGAUCAGGAGCCUCCGGCGGCGGGGUGUAGGUGGGUCCGGUGGGGCAGGCGCCAGCGCUGGAUUUGUGGUGCCGGCGGUGGUGCUGAGGCACCAGAAAACGCUGGAGAAGAAGAGGAGCCAGAGGCUGUACAACAACCUGAUCGAGGAGACGGCGAGCAAGCUCGUGAAGGCGAGGAAGAGCCGGGUGAAGGCCCUGGUGGGGGCCUUUGAGUCCGUCAUCUCCAAGAUCGCAAAGUAGCUAGGAAGCAGCAGGCAUGUCUAGUAAGGCGUGGUGCGGAGUUUGUUGUGCAAAUUUUGUUGCUCUGGAGUGAGUUUGUACUCCUUGGUGGUUCACUCAGGGCUGAACUGGAGACUCUGCAGAGAUGUUUUGAAAGUUUUUUGAUCAUGCAUUCA
This is a messenger RNA of Panicum hallii, 1670 nucleotides long. RefSeq lists its product as uncharacterized. The record is from RefSeq and is a predicted model, not a curated record. The transcript is spliced from 2 exons. Bases 223 to 1515 code for a protein of 430 amino acids. Gene Ontology annotation, molecular function: calmodulin binding. NCBI's taxonomy places the organism in Eukaryota, Viridiplantae, Streptophyta, Magnoliopsida, Poales, Poaceae.